Artibeus jamaicensis (Jamaican fruit-eating bat) is the source of this 1086-nucleotide messenger RNA. It is a transcript of the gene CCDC197, whose product is annotated as coiled-coil domain containing 197. The record is from RefSeq and is a predicted model, not a curated record. Lineage: Eukaryota; Metazoa; Chordata; Mammalia; Chiroptera; Phyllostomidae. Bases 61 to 1017 code for a protein of 318 amino acids. The transcript is spliced from 7 exons.
AGUGUCAUCUGGCUUCCACGGACUAUCAGGAGCAUCAGAAGGACAAAGCUGCUGCCCCGAAUGUCACUGUUGCCUUUCACCUUCUUCCUGCCUGGCCCCCAUGGCCCUUAUCCUCCAGAGCAGCCCGGCAUAGUGAGAGCAAUGCCAGUGACCAUGGACACAAGCCAGGGGACUGACCUGAGUGACGCUGGUGACAAGGACACAUGCCUGCAGGUGCUGUCACAGGAACUCUGCCAGCUCCAGGCCAAGCAGAGGAAACUGAAGAGAGAGGUCGAGAAGCACAAGCUUUUUGAAGACUAUCUGAUUCAGGUCCUGGAGAAAAUCCCCCAGGACUACAGUGAUGGGGAGGAGCUGGAGGAGAUCCAGAAGGAGGGCCUGGUGGACGCCCUGGUGGAGCGCUACGAGAAGCUCUUCACAGUCAGCCAGGACAUCCAGAAGCACCUCGAGGCCUUCUCCAAGAUGAACGAGGCCAUCCACCAGAGCUUGGAGGCCAUUGAGAAGAGCCAUAAAGCUCUUAUCCCGAGCCUCAAGGUCCAGCUGUGUCAGCUGCAGAAGAGGUAUGACCCCGGGCAGCAGCAGCAGUGCCAGUCAGAACAAGAUGUCACCUACCAGAAAGACACGGACAGCUGUAAUGUGGGAAGCAAGGCUGCCGCAGCUGAGUGCCACCCUGGAGGCCUGGAGGCCAGCCCUCUGGUGCCACCUGGAGUGAAGAGCGCUGGGUUCCCCCAAUCUCCUGCCCAGCCCCUGCCCCAGAACCAGCUGCUCAACUACGUGGGAACUGCCAUCAACAACAUGGCCCAGCACUGCUGUUCCUCUGCCCAUGUCGUACCCAGGAGCAUGGGCCUCUUCUCCAAGCUGGACCUGAUUCAGGCAUUUAUGUUGGACAAAAAGGAGACCGUGAAAUUUAUCUUACUGCCACGGAACCCAGAGUGUGCUGAUCCCGUGACAGCCUCGACGGCCAGGGAUUCGGAAGGUACCCCAGGCCCUUCUGGAAAUGUCCGAGGAGCCAAGAUUUAAUCCCAAGGACACCCUUUCCCGGCACCCAGAUUUCAGAGUGCUCCACCGGGUGCUGACCUGGCCGGCGGC